AUGGCUGGAGCAGAUCUUUUCGAAAGCUAUACAUCCGAAGCUGGCUAUUCAUUGGCGGCGAGAAAGCUCCCCGAUCCGUCGAAGAACAGAGCCUCCGCCGUGGAUCCACACACGGUACCGUUCCGCCUGAGUUUGCUACAAUUACGUCUGAUUGAUCAUGGAACAAGUGAGGCAGGGGCUGGUUUGGAUCAUGGAACAAGUGAGGCAGGGAUUGAUACUAGUGAAGACAGUGGUGAUGAUGAGGAUGAAUAUGAGGUAGACCCGGAAUAUGAACAAGAGGAUGACGGAGUGGAAGUAAAUGAUAUUGCUGAGAAACAAUUGAUUAGGAAAGGUAAAAGGCCUAUAGAGAUUGAUGUAGGUAAUGAGACUUUUCAAGAAGAUUCUGACAUUGAAUAUGGUGCACAUGAUAGCUCCACAGAUGAUGAGGACACUACUGAAACUGUUGGUGAGGACAGUGAGCCACACAAACCAAACAAGAGGUCCAAAAAAGUCAAGAUGCCAGAGUUGCCUGAGUUUAACACUACAAUUGACAUGGCCAAACCCAAAUUCAAGUUAGGAUUAUCCUUUCCAUCUGGUGCAGUGUUUAAGAAAGCAGUAAGGGAGUAUUCAAUACAAAACGGGAAGGAUAUAUUCUUUAAGAAGAAUGACCCGCACAGGGUUAGAGCACAAUGUAAGGGUGUAAACUGUCCUUGGGUAUGUUUUGCUUCGAAAAUUGAUGACACUCCUACCUUUGUCAUCAAAACAUUGAAUGAUGAACACAGGUGUUCUAGGACAAAUACUAACCGAUUCGCAACUUCCAAAUGGUUGAGUGAGAAGUAUUUAGAGGAGUUUAAGAUCAAUGAAAAGUUGGGUGUUUCCUCUUUCGUGCACAAAGUUAACAAAGACCAUGUGCUAGACAUAACAAGGGACAAGGCAUACAAAGCUCAACUUUUAGCAACAAAAGCCAUUGAAGGAAGCUAUGAAGAGUAGUAUGAUGCUCUUUGGGACUAUGCCGAGGAGAUUAAAAACACCAAUAGGGGUUCAACUGUGGAAUUUUUGACUGAACCAGGUGAGAAUGGAAAACCAAGGUUCAAGAGGAUGUAUUUAUGCUUUGCUGGGUUGAGGGAAGGUUUCAAUGGAGGAUGCAGACCAGUGAUUGGUUUAGAUGGAGCUCAUAUUAAAGGGGUUCAUCCUGGGCAACUUUUGACAGCAAUUGGAAUAGAUGGAAACAACCAGAUGUAUCCUAUUGCCACUGCCGUGGUUGAAAUAGAGAAUAAGGAUUCAUGGAGUUGAUUUCUCAAUCUACUUAGAGUUGACUUUAUAAUUGAGAACUCUAAUCACUGGACCUUCAUAAUAGACAAGCAAAAAGGCUUAGAGCAAGCUUUGAAAGGAAUGUGGGAUGAAGGGAUACCUGAGGCCGAGCAUCGACAUUGUGCUCGACACUUGGAGAAGAACUUCAUUAAGGUGUUCAGGGAUAAAAUCCUUAAAGACUUAUUGUGGAAGGCUGCUAGAGAAGUGACUGUUAGAAGGUUUUGAAGUUGUGAUGAAUGAGAUUAGAAUGGUCAAUGAAGCAGCUUAUGAGUGGUUAAUGGCUGCAGGACCAAAACACUGGGCUAGGUCACACUUUAGGACUAAUCCUAAGUGUGACAUUUUAUUGAAUAACAUGUGUGAGGGUUUCAAUGGGACACCGGCAAUAUUGGCAGCAAGAGAUAGACCCAUUUUGUCUAUGCUAUAGCGUAUCUAGAUGUAUUUGAUGCAAAGGAUCAGCAAAAAUAGACAGUCAGUUGUCAGAUGGGAGUCCAACAUUGCUCCAAAAAUUGCCACAAUUCUUGAGAAGAACAAGGUUGAGGCUUCAUCCCACAUACCCACAAAGUCUUCAGAUGACAUUUACCAGGUCCAUAACAUGUAUGGGGGAAUGUACUUAGUUGAUUUGAAAGCAUGGGUAUGUUCGUGCAGAAGAUGGGAAUUGACCGGCAUUCCUUGUAGUCAUGCGGUGGCUGCGAUUUGGCAAAGAAGGAAAGAUCCAGAUCUCUAUGUCAGCAAAUGGUAUACCAAAUAGCACUACAUGAAGGCUUACUCAGUGCAGAUUUUUCCAAUUAAGAAUCAAGAUGAGUGGCCUAUAAGUGGAAAGCUUGGAAUGGUUGGCCCAAUUAACAAAAAACAGUCUGGUAGGCCAAAGAAUAGCAGGACUUUGCAACUUGAUGAAGUAGCUACCAGAAAGAAGUUGAAAAGAAGAUACAUUAGCAUUAGAUGUUCUGGUUGUGGUGCAAAGGGACACAACUUCAGAACAUGUUCAAGAAACAACAAAAAAUCGGCAAACAAAGCUCCUCUACAAGAUCCUUCUACUGAUGAGAGGAAUAGUGAUCCUUUACCUCACGGUUCUGUGAGCUCUUCUUCACAACAGGCUGCUUCAGAAGUCACGAAUCCACCACAG
Messenger RNA from Humulus lupulus (European hop), 2413 nucleotides. RefSeq lists its product as uncharacterized. NCBI's taxonomy places the organism in Eukaryota, Viridiplantae, Streptophyta, Magnoliopsida, Rosales, Cannabaceae. The coding region runs from base 1 to 969 and encodes 322 amino acids. The record is from RefSeq and is a predicted model, not a curated record. The transcript has 3 exons.